Messenger RNA from Arthroderma uncinatum, 819 nucleotides. RefSeq lists its product as uncharacterized. The transcript has a single exon. Lineage: Eukaryota; Fungi; Ascomycota; Eurotiomycetes; Onygenales; Arthrodermataceae. Bases 1 to 819 code for a protein of 272 amino acids. The record is from RefSeq and is a predicted model, not a curated record.
AUGGUUAACCAGAGUGAUAUGGAGUAUGGCUGGUUCGCUAAGGCCAGAUAUGAGGCAAGCAAGGCAUCGGAGAAAGAAGCUAGACUUGCCAAGUGGGGAGAGGCAUGGGAGGCCCUUCGCAGAGAUCGCCGCAAUGGGACUGUGAAGAAGCUGUGGACUCCAAUUCUCAUCACCAGCUCAGGGCCUUUUACGUCGCCGGAGAAGGUACAAGAGGUUCUCAAAUUACCGUCAACCCCAAAAAUGGGGUCGGCACCCACGGCAUCUUUGUUUGAGGAAGAAUCCAUUGCAGCCGAAAGGGAAGAUAGAGUGCAAUAUUGUGAGGUUGAGACUGACCAUCGAUAUACAAUAAUGCGUCAAUCUUAUGGAGAAAUGGUGAUGAUAUGGUUUCACGGCGGCAGAAGGAAUGCAUGGCUUGCAUAUGGCUUGAAAACGGAGACAGAGUGCCAAUGGGAGGCAUUUCGUAAAGCUUCACGUACUGGAGAGUUGAAGGAGAAGCUAUAUCCCAUUAUUAUCAACACUACGGGGCCCUUGACAUCUCCACAAAAAAUACAGGAGCUUAUCGGUCUCUCAUCUCCACCAGAGGUGAAAGAUACAACCAUGGGGAGAAUUUCUGAAUUGGAGCAUGAGUCGCAGAAGGAGGAAUACAAAGUCCAGUACUGCAUGAUUGAUUUUGAACACCUGAGCCUAAUAGAAGCGCAAACCGAGGGUGAGGAUGUGGUGAUCUGGAUUGAUGGACGGAGAAGAUGUACAUGGCUUGCGCAUUCGAUGAAGAAGAAGGACGAAGGUCAGGACAUCAAAUCUGAAAGCUCAUGCACCUGA